GAAUACACGCGACUUUAAUAUUUUGAAGAGUGCAUUCCAUUUCCCACGAACAAUUGCCACAACUUGCCAAUUGGCCUGCAGGCUGCUUGUCCAAAUAGGGCCAAGUCUGCCGCACGUAUCUAUUACGUUCGGCUCCGUGAACCAGCUUCACUAUCUUGUCUCAAGCACCAGCAUGUCCAAAUCGUCCCCUUGGAAUCCCCUUGCCCGUAAUACAGCAGUCGCAAAUCAUCAGGAAAGUGAAAACCCGCACCAAGAUCUCCGUUUGCUAGACCAAGCCGAACAAGAUGAGGACUCUUCGUCAUCUCCACAAAGUCGCGCGAAACGUCUGGCCCUCAGAACCAAGGAUUUUGGAAAGAGUAUCGGUGGUAGAGCUCAGUCACCAAGUUCGCCUAAAUCCAGCGGAGAGCACAGGCGUGUGUUCAGUCUGAGUCGCAAAGGCAAGGGCAAAGAGCCGUCGGAUCAAACUGAAGUAGCUGUUGCGCCCAGUACCCGCUCGCAGAUUCCCAAACAGGCACCUUCCAAUGGAAAUACUGACACAGAGUUCCAGCUGUCAGAUGCUAUCCAAGAUGACUCGCCUUUUAUCAGACCUCGUUCACCCUCUCCACUCCGUAGUAGGCCCUCAUUACAGGCAUUCCGAGGGACUGGCUCUAUGCGCGCAGGAACUCAAACUCUUAUUCAAGCUCUACAAGCCAUUCCAUGGGCAGAUGUUUCUGAUCAUGACGAUGACCUUACUAGUGCCACAACACCGCAUGGGGAUGAGGAUAGCGACGAAGAUUCUGGAGCAGUACGCAUGGCUUCUUCUAUUCACGCUAUUUAUCGUCCUGUUGCGCGCUCGAGAAGAACAGAAGCAUCCUUAUCAUCACGCGUUGCGCUGCCUUCGCCUGAGGAAGGACAUGAAGGAUCUGACGGAGAUUUGGACGUGACUGGUCUCUCCGAAGAGGAUGCUGAUGCCGAGGACUUUGAAGCUGCUACGCCGCGUCCCGCAGAUACACAGAAGCCAGCGCUCGCUCUCCAAGAGCUGCCGACGGCCUACCGACCCGGGGUGGUCAUGCGACGCAGGGCUUCUAGCCAUGCUGGGAGUAUCACGACUGUCAAAGUCGGGCGGAGGGCACGCCUAGCCGAGAAAUUAAAGGAAAUCUUUGAGUUGGAUGCCAUCGAUGAAGUUUUAGCGGAACUGCCUUGCUGGUUGCUUCGCUCUGUCUUGUUACAGGGAUAUAUGUACCUCACGAACUCUCAUUUAUGCUUCUUUGCACAUAUGCCCAGUCGAGAGGAUCAAAUACUCAAGUCAGGGACACUCAGCAAGAAGGCUAACCGUACUAAGCGGUGGACAAAGCACUGGUUCGUGCUUAAAAAUGACGCCCUAUCUUGGUACCAGUCUUCCUCGGACCCGUAUUUCAUAAAUGGUAUAGUGGAUCUUCGUUAUGCGAUCUCUUGUGAUCCAUCCGGAGAGAAGGAGAUACGUCUCCGAACCAACCAGAAGAAUGUGCUCAUGUCGGCCGAUUCAGUUCCCAGUCGAGAGGAGUGGGUAAAGGCCAUAAGAAAAGUCAUCUUCAAGGCACAAAAUUCAGGUGACACUGUUAAGAUUGCGAUUCCUUACUCGGCUGUCAUUGAUGUUGAGAAGUCAUCAGCAAUAGACUUUAGCGAGACCAUCGAGGUCAAAGUAGAGGAGGAGCCCUAUUCAGUGGACUCUUAUUUCUUCGCCUACUUCCAGGACCUGCCGGUCGCGUUGGAACAUAUUCGCGAUGCUGUGCGCUCAUCUCGUUCCUUGGUCCCCAGGUCGCCUCUGGCGCUCUUGGACACCACCUCUACCCGCCCGCCACAAUCUUCUGCCACUCAAGGUAUGGAUCGCACUAAGAGCCUUCCAACACCGGACACGCGUUUUGGCUCCUCUUUUAGAUUAUCAUCCCUUCUGCGACCAUUCCAUGACUCGCUCCCUACGUCCUUGGGGCGCAUCAACAGCGCACCAGGGGCUCCCGAACCUACCGAAGCGCCUGAUGAGUACACUCACAUAUUUAAGAGAUCAGGUUCUUCACUGGUACCUAUCACAUCUUCACCCGAUCCGAUAUCUCCCCCAGACUCAAGUAGGGCGCUUCACGCUCUUUCCAAGGCAUCCACAAUCGCCACUCCGACAGACCACACCUAUCCUCCUUCUACGUCUGUGAGUGAUUUGGUUUCUAGUCCAUCCACGAAGUCCGCCCCAUCAAGUGUUCCGUGGAACGUGGGAGUACCCUCAUGGCUCAAAGUCCCGCGUAGCCGCAUCAGUACCUCUACCUCAAAUGUGUCUGCGCUUGGUGCCUCUCCCAGUGGGGGCGGCAUACGUGAAGUGUAUUCUACCCCAUCAACUGCAGAAUCAGCAGCCCAGCAGCACUUGGGAAGUACCCAAGGUGAUCUGGGAUACAGUGUUCUCGAGACAACGGAAGCUGCUGUCGACCCGGAAGCUACUGAGAAAUUCAGGAUUGCAUUUGCCUUUGACGAGAAGGAGAUCCUAUUGGGCUAUUUUGCUGGAUACCUAUUCCGUCUUCUACCACUACCUGGCCGGUUGUAUGUCUCCACCAACUAUUUCUGUUUCAAGUCAACUGGCCCUCUUACUUCCAAGACUCGGAUGAUUCUUCCUAUUCGAGAUAUCUUGAGUGUCGAGAAGGCCAAGGGCACUCGGUUCGGCCACUACGGUCUCACAGUCGUUAUCAAAGGCCACGAGGAACUGUUCUUUGAAUUUGGCUUUGAUGACCGCCGAAGAGCAUUUGUCGGCAUUCUGGAACGGCAAAUGGAAGAGGUCAGGAAGCGUGCGAGCGCAGGAGAUGUUCCGGUCCUCAGUAAGGGGAAAAAGGAUGCACUCAUCUUGGAGGAGUUCGAGCCUGCCAGUUUCACAGAAACAGAUCCCACCCCUCCACCCGAAAGCAUGUCUGAAUCACUCCCGGCAGUGAUGUUUACCUCUUCCUCGUCAACUUUCCUAACUUUCAAGCCGAAGGAAUCUUUGCAUUUCACUUUCCUGACGAUUGGAUCGAGAGGAGAUGUACAACCUUAUAUAGCUCUGGCGAAGGGUCUCAUGGACGAUGGUCAUCGAGUCAAAAUUGCAACACAUGGCGAAUUCCGUGAAUGGAUAGAAGCCUAUGGAAUCGAGUUCGGCUAUGUUGGUGGAGAUCCAGCAGAGCUCAUGCGCAUCUGUGUUGAGAAUGGCACGUUCACUGUGGCAUUUCUCAAGGAAGGCUUGCUAAAGUUCCGCGGGUGGGUCGAUGACCUUUUGAAGACUUCAUGGGAAGCAUGUCAGGGCACAGAUGUCCUGAUUGAAAGCCCCAGCGCCAUGUCCGGAUAUCACAUUGCAGAGGCACUCAAGAUACCCUACUUUAGAGCUUUCACAAUGACUUGGACACGCACCAGGGCAUAUCCACAUGCCUUUGCCGUCCCAGAACACAAGAUGGGUGGUGGGUAUAACUAUAUGACUUACGUUAUGUUCGACCAAGUAUUCUGGCGUGCUAUCUCGGGGCAAAUAAACCGUUGGCGACGUAACACUCUGCAUAUAGGCAAUACUAGCCUUGAUCGUAUGCAGCCUCACAAGAUACCUUUCCUGUACAAUUUCAGUCCUGCUCUUGUGCCCCCUCCUUUAGAUUGGCCUGAGUGGAUCCGCAUCACUGGAUACUGGUUCCUCGACGACGCAGAAGUUGGCGCCAAAAAAUGGACUCCACCACCUGAUCUCCUACCGUUCAUCGAUUCGGCUCAUGAAGCCGGCAAGAAGGUCGUCUACAUUGGCUUUGGCAGCAUCGUUGUCUCAGAUCCGGUAGCAAUGACUCAUUGCGUGAUAGAGGCUGUUUUGCGGAGUGGCGUAUAUGCAAUUCUCUCCAAAGGCUGGUCCGAUAGAUUACAAACGAAGUCCUCGGAAGCAUCUGAACCCGAGGAACCAUUACCCAAGCAAAUCUAUCCGAUUAAUUCCAUUCCUCAUGAUUGGUUGUUCCAGCGCAUUGAUGCUGCAUGUCAUCAUGGUGGUGCUGGAACUACUGGUGCAAGUUUAAGGGCUGGCAUACCAACCAUCAUCAAACCUUUCUUUGGGGAUCAGUUUUUCUCCGCCGAUCGCGUUGAAGCUCUUGGCAUAGGAACGGGUGUCCGCAAAUUGACCGUGGAGAGUAUGACUGAGGCGCUUGUCUCCGCGACUACAGAUAUUAAACAAAUUGAGAGGGCGAAACUAGUUGGAGAACAGAUACGCGCCGAGAAUGGUGUGGCAACCGCAAUAGAAGCCAUCUAUCGUGAUCUUGACUAUGCUCGCUCAUUGAUCAAGCGAACCCCCAACGAAUCAGAGGCGACACAUGAUGUCGAAGGCACUGCCCGCGACGAGCAUAAUAUCGUAUCAUCACAUUCUACUCUGGAGCGUUCUGGUUCUGGUUCUGGUUCCCAGACUUCAACGGAUUCCCGCCGAGUCAGCGAAGACUGGAGUGUAAUUUCUGAUGGCGACGACAAGCGCCCCUCUGGUUCAGGUAGAUCGAGUGAUUGCAAGCUCGACCGGUCCUCGACUUUCAAACGCAGCAGUCUUGCGGCUGCGGUUAUGUCUGUGCUACCAGAUGCACUCACCCCUCAUCGCCAAUCCACAUCGUCACAGCCAUAAUUUGACUAUAGUUUAUUAUGUCUACUAGUUUUACUGUAAUGUUCGUCUCAUUGUACAAUGCACAUUUCUCGAUC
Suillus clintonianus is the source of this 4668-nucleotide messenger RNA. Its product is annotated as glycosyltransferase family 1 protein. Bases 173 to 4594 code for a protein of 1473 amino acids. Gene Ontology annotation, biological process: carbohydrate metabolic process. NCBI's taxonomy places the organism in Eukaryota, Fungi, Basidiomycota, Agaricomycetes, Boletales, Suillaceae. Gene Ontology annotation, molecular function: UDP-glycosyltransferase activity; hexosyltransferase activity. The transcript has 18 exons. The record is from RefSeq and is a predicted model, not a curated record.